Molecule: messenger RNA, 447 nt
Organism: Meloidogyne enterolobii
Lineage: Eukaryota; Metazoa; Nematoda; Chromadorea; Rhabditida; Meloidogynidae
Source: the annotation of a GenBank genome assembly
AUGAAUGUAACUCUGAUAACCGAUAGUUCAAAAGAGGACACUGGCAACCAGUAUAUAUUUGUUGAUCGAAAAUGGAUGUCACAAUUACGAUAUAUUUUGGGUACUGGAUUUGAACAUCUUUUUGUUGAAGAUAAAUCAUUGUCAAAAAACGUCAAUAAUGGUAUUGGUUUUAUCAUUAAAAGUCAAAGUUUGGAAACUGUGCUAAAAGAGAGGUUAAAUAAAUUAAUUGAACAUGUAUAUGAACAAAGAGGAAAUCAUGAAGGAAAAUCAUUUUUGCAGAUUUUGGAUCAGAAAGAGAUUAUUGAAAUUGAUUUAACACAAGAGAAGCCUUUAGCAAUUUUGAGAAAAUUCGGCAGUAAAAAAAUUCGUGAAAUUCACUUUGAUAUGUUUUUCUGUGCUGAUAGUUAUAACGAUAAUAUUUCUAAUAAAUUUUUAGGUAAUUUUUGA